CAAUAGAAUUAUUUGUUGCUUCAUCAAACUACAUGAAAAGGAAGGACAAAGAAAGUGAUAACACAAUGGCUGAUUCCUCCGAGGUGGAGUUGCAGAGGAGCAACGAUUGCUCUUUUGUUUGGGAUCCUCAAACUCGUCUCUACUUCCAUGCCAGUAGUGGAUUUUACCAUGAUCCUGAUGCUGGAUGGUACUAUAGCAGUAGGGAUGGUCUCUAUUACACAUUUGAGAAUGGUAAUUAUGUGCUCUUGGACAAGGAAGGAGCUAUGGCUGGUGAUUCUGUUUUAAAUGAGCCAGAUGCCACUGCGUCUAAUGGUCCCGAGUAUCACUCUUCAUCUCAGGGCAAUGAAGUAGAUCCUCACAAUACUACCAUCAAUAUUGCUGAUGAAUCUACUGCUGCAGAUUUGAUGGAGUACACCGGUAUUCAAGGGUCUGAACACCCACCACCACCAUCAGAAUGGUUAGAAGACACACUCAUUGACCUUUAUCUUUCUGGGUAUAACUUACCUGUCGAUUCUGCUGCUGAUGCAAAUACUUCUUUGGAAACAGACGACAACGAGAAGUUUACAUUUCCUUCUGAUGGAAAUGAUGAAAUGUACGAAUUGGAAGAGGGUGAAUGGAUCCCUGAGGAAAACCAUGGUUUUGCUGAUUCAAGUGAAGUUGUUCCAUAUGAAGGUGAUACAUGGGAUGAAGAAAACUGGCGAGCCCAAUACGGUCAAGUCACACAUUGCGAAGAAGAGCCCGUGCCAGAAUUCCCAGUUGUCGAGUUAUGGGACUGGAGUAUGGUGACAAGACCAAAACAAGAUGGAAAAAAUCAGGUGGCCAGACUGAUAGGUCGGCUGGUAAAACCGUCAGCUAAAGUUCACCCUUCUGUGCCUUCUGGUGGCGGUUUAUUGAAAACUGCUCCUAUAUGUGAAGUUCAUCUUGAUCUGGUACGAGUUAGAACAGGACAAGUGUACAGAUUGCGAACUCCAAGUCCAAGGUACUUGGCUUCCUUGUCAACAUAUGAUUCUUCUGUUCCAACAAAAGACUGGGGCUUCCCUGAUUUAUUAGUCAAUAAGAAAGCUUCCCUCCAGUUUAAAUCGAGACAAAAACAUAAAUCAGAAGUAACUGAAGAGAAAGGCUUCAAAGAUUUUUCUAUAUUGUCAGAUCAGCCCUCUACAUCUUUGAAGGGAAGCCAUGUAUAUCGGGAUAGAGCUGCUGAGAGAAGAACCUUGCACGGUGGCUUUGGUCUGGGUCCAGGGCAAAAAAGUGUUGCAACUGAACAUGACAGUGAUCCUACUUGUUUAGAAGAUGCCAAAUCUGAAGCCUUGAACAAGUCGUUUGGGGAAGGUAGUUAUGCCAGACGGAUUCUAGAAGGCAUGGGUUGGAAGGAGGGGGAGGCUCUUGGUAGCACCACAAAGGGCUUGACAGAACCAUUACAGCUGAUCGGGAACAUUGGUAAUGCGGGAUUAGGAUGGCCUCAAACAAGGCACCACUGAGAUUGCUAGCCACUGUCAGCUUUCUAAUCUUUGAUUAUUAUUUUUGGUCUUGGGUCUGUGGGGAUAGAUAUGGUGUAGUUCCUAAAAAUCCUUGUGCGGUCACUGUCAGUAAAGGCACCAUGACCAAAAUCUUCAAAAAUGGAAGAACGUCAUAAAGCGUUGAAAAAUCCAAUAUCCUUUAUCUGCUGAGUACAUAAA
Molecule: messenger RNA, 1676 nt
Organism: Hibiscus syriacus
Lineage: Eukaryota; Viridiplantae; Streptophyta; Magnoliopsida; Malvales; Malvaceae
Exons: 11
Coding region: 33-1478 (481 amino acids)
Biological process (GO): mRNA splicing, via spliceosome
Cellular component (GO): nucleus
Molecular function (GO): RNA binding
Source: RefSeq, a predicted model, not a curated record